Messenger RNA from Plasmodium gaboni, 870 nucleotides. Its product is annotated as exported protein (PHISTa). The coding region runs from base 1 to 870 and encodes 289 amino acids. The transcript has 2 exons. The record is from RefSeq and is a predicted model, not a curated record. Lineage: Eukaryota; Apicomplexa; Aconoidasida; Haemosporida; Plasmodiidae.
AUGGCGAGAAAAAAAAGUUUUUCUGUUUUUCCAUUUUAUCUUUUUGAUGAAAACCGAAAAAAAAAAUUCCAUUAUAUAUCAUUUAAAUUACUUUGUUUAAGUUUAUAUAUCGUUGUAUUUUAUUAUGUAUUUGUAAAUACAUCUUUAGAAAACAAGGGCUUACAAAUUGUUAAUAUUAGCAAUGUAUGUGAACGCAAUUUAGGUGAAGCACAAACAAAAAAUGAGGGACCAAAAUGGAAAAGAUAUUUAAAAUAUAAAAAAGAAGAUGUAAAUAAAACAAAGCACAAUACAAAUAAUAUGAAAUGUAAUGAACAAAAAGUAGAGGGAAAUAAACAUAGUACUAAUAAUGAUAUGAAAAAUACUAAUGUGGAAAAAAAAAGUAAUAGUUCUACAAAUAACAUAAAUUAUAAUGAUAUGUCAAAGAAUUUAACGGAAAAGGAAUUGUAUGAUGUAUUAAAUUCAUUAAAAGAAUGUCCGCCCAAAGAAGAUCUUAGAAAUAUAUGGAAUCACACAAUGGGUGUUGCAAAAGAAGAUUUGGAUAAUCUAUUAAAAGAGUCAAAGGCAUCAAUACAAAAAUAUUUAGAUAAUGAUAUUCUGAAAAAUACUGAAAGAUAUGGUAUUAAAUACUUUGUAUAUGAUGAAAUGUGGAAUUUAUAUAUUUCCAAAUUUUCUAAAGAAGUAGCAAAUGAAGAAGUAGAAUACACUAAAAACUUUUAUAACUUAAUUAAUGGUAAACAUACAAUUGAUGAUAUAUUAAAAUUUAUUUAUUCAUUCUUAGAACAUUUUAAGACUAUAAUAAAUGAAUUACAUAAAAAACAUCAUAAAGAUCUCUUAGAAACUGUUUCCAAACAUGUGAAUAAGAAAAAAUAA